This is a messenger RNA of Dissoconium aciculare CBS 342.82, 1439 nucleotides long. RefSeq names its product NAD(P)-binding protein. The record is from RefSeq and is a predicted model, not a curated record. Gene Ontology annotation, molecular function: nucleotide binding. NCBI's taxonomy places the organism in Eukaryota, Fungi, Ascomycota, Dothideomycetes, Mycosphaerellales, Dissoconiaceae. The transcript has 3 exons. The coding region runs from base 4 to 1245 and encodes 413 amino acids.
AGCAUGGCAGGCAUUGUGAGCCGGUUGUGGGAGGCUUUCAGCCCGUCGAAUCCACCGCCAAAGAGCGCUGAUGCGCUCAGGUUUGGAAUCUUGGGUGCAGCUACUAUUGCCCCGCUCACCUUGACUAACCCGGCGAAAACGCAUCCUGAGGUCAUUGUUCAAGCGAUUGCUGCACGAGAUCGCGCCAAAGCUGAAAAGUUCGCCAAAGCCAAUGGGAUCCCUGAGGUCAAGGCAUCGUACGAAGAGCUCAUCGAUGACCCGAACAUCGACUGCGUCUUGAUCCCUCUUCCCAACGCUCUGCACUUUGAGUGGGCGGUGCGAGCCAUCCGCGCCGGCAAACAUGUCCUAUUGGAAAAGCCUGCCGUGUCAAACGCACAAGAGGCGGAGGCGCUUUUCCGUCUGCCCGAGCUAUCCGUACCAAAUGCGCCGGUCUUGCUAGAGGCGUUCCACUCGCGCUUCUACCCCUCCUGGAUCAAAUUUCGCUCCCUCAUCAACCCGGAUGAUGUCGUCUCCGUUAAGAGUGCCUCCAUGAUCCCCUGGUGGGGCACUAGUAAGAGUGAUAUCCAUUUCAACUACAAUCUCUCCGGCGGUAGCAUCAUGGCCAUGGGUACCUACAAUUUUGCCGCACUGCGGAUGCUCUUUGGCGCCGAGCCCGAAGAAUGUAUCAGCUGUAAUACUCACCACUACACCGAUGGCGAGCAUCACGAUUGCGACUGGGACUUCCACGCCACCUUCCGGUUUCCUGGCGGCCGCAUCGGCGAGGCCAGCAGUACCCUCCGCGGUCCUACCUGGUGGACUCCGUCCACCGCUGAAGUGCAACUACGCGCCGUCCUUGUGCCCGAGGCAGAGUUAGAGAAGUCCGGACAAGAGAAGUUCCGCAUCCGCAAAGCGACCCUACACGGCAUCGUCCACGGCAUCUUCUGGCAUCGCAUCGACCUCCACGAUAUGUUCGAAGUGCGCGAGAAGAGCACGGGUCGCGUGGUGAGGACGUGGACCGAGACAAACUCGGAAAAGGCAUACACUUUCGCCGAGGCUGGCGCCGACUUCGCGGGUCUCCCCAGCGAGGCCUCGUGGAUGUCGUUCCGGCAUCAGUUGGAGCAAUUUGUGAACCGGGUGAAGGGACGGGAGACGACAACGUGGGUGGAUGGAAAUGAGUCGAUCCGACAGAUGCGAAUGAUCGAUUUGGCGUAUGAGAAGAGCGGGUUAGGUGCUCGUCCUUCGAGCAAGUUUCUUGGAACGUUGUAAUAGAAAUCUUGAGCAAGAUGAGCCUGAAGAGUACUAUCCGGAGUGCGAGGGAUCAUGAUUACUCUAAGGGUAUGCGAAGGCAAAAAACGGAAUUUUCUCGACAAGCCAUCUUGUUUGACAGAUGGUCAUCACUCAUGUCGGAUGUUCCAUCUUGCGAUGCAGCUGCUCGCCAUUCGUGGUUGGCACGAAGUUGU